AUGAAUCGAGACGACGACGAUAAUAUCCGCGAUGAAGACCAGGACGAUGCGACCUCAACGCUGAACGGCGACGAGGGCCAACAGGCUGACGAAGAGUCCAACAUCCGCAUCUUCCUGCGUGUCAAGCCGUCCAAGAAACCCUCGGGCUUCUUCUCGUGGGACGACGACGCGAACAUGAUGAAGUACGACAUCCCGAAAGAUAUAGCAGCUGGACUGAUCAACAACUCCCGUACGUCAUACAAGUUCCGCUUUGACUCAGUCAUUGGCAUGGAAGCCAAGCAGGAAGAAGUGUUCGAUCGAGUGGGUCGCCCCUGUGUCGAGAGCGCGUUGAACGGCUUCAACUCGACCGUUUUCGCCUAUGGUCAGACUGGAUCAGGUAAAACCUUCACCAUUACAGGUGGAGCUGAACGGUACGAGGACCGGGGUCUAAUUCCACGGGCCUUGUCCUUAAUCUUCGAGCGUAUGCGUAACACCAGCCAAGCGCAGAUCAUCGCACAGAUCUCGUACCUCGAGAUCUACAACAAUCAGGGCUACGAUUUGUUGGAUCCUAACCACGAAUCGACCAAGUCUUUGGAUGAUUUGCCGCGUGUAGCCAUGUUAGAGGAUGAAGACGGCAAUUGUCACUUAAGGAACUUGUCCAUGCAUCCGGUAACAACAGAGGAAGACGCACUCAAUCUCCUCUUCUUAGGAGAUACGAACCGAGCUGUCAGCGAGACGGCAAUGAACUUGGCGUCUUCUCGUUCUCACUGUAUUUUCACUGUAUCAUUGGAGACACGAAGAGUGGGGAGUGAAGUUGUGUUGCGUUCCAAGCUGCAUCUUGUGGAUCUGGCAGGAUCAGAGCGAGCUCACAAGACUGGGGCUAAGGGCCAGCUACUACGUGAAGCCGCGUAUAUUAACACCAGUUUGCAUUACCUUGAAAUGGUCAUUGUGGCUCUGCAUGAGAAGAACACGAAAGGGAGGACACACAUUCCGUACCGCAACUCGAUGAUGACCUCAGUGCUGCGUGACUCGCUUGGUGGGAACUGUAAGACUGUCAUGGUGGCGACUGUGAGUCCUGAAAAAGACCAAACCGAUGAAUCCGUGUCUACUUGUAGAUUCGCACAACGAGUGGCUCGUGUCAAGAAUGACGCGCGUCUGAACGAGGAAGUGGACCCUUCAGUGAUCAUUCGCCAGCUCAAGGCUCGUGUUGCUUCUCUUGAAGAGGAACUGGCGAUCCUCAAGGGUGAUGUGAAUGAAGGCGCCGAGCUCAAAGAUUACGAGAUGGACAAGCUACGUCAAAAGUGUUUGAACUUUGUCAACGACUCGGAGCCAAGCGCUCACUUGGCGAUGGGCGAGUUCACGUAUACAAAGAUGAAGGCGUGUUUUGAUAUUCUCAAGAGUAUGGCUAAUGCUGCUGGAGAAGCAGCAGCUGGCGGCCCUAAUAGCGGUGUAAAGCUCAUUUCUGCAGGUACUGGAGGCAACAACCAAGAGUUGGAACAGCGUGUUCAUGAGCUUGAACAACUCGUUCAACAGCGCGACAAUGAGAUCGCCAUUAUGGUUAACAUGAUUCGUAAGGAACACGGUGCUACAAUCCCCGCAGAGUUACUAACAAGAGGAUUCGUAGGUUACACCAGUAACCAAGACGAACAUGAGUCAAAGCCUCAAAAGAAGCAAAACGCACCGAAAAAACAGCCAGGUGACUACACGUCAACGCUAGUGGUGGACUCUGCAGUACUAGAAGACCCUGCUAAGGCAUUUGAAGCCUUCAAGGCGCAAUAUCCAAAGAACGACGCGAUUCGAGACAAUAAAAUCGCUCUCAAACGCAAAUAUGACGCUGCCAAGACUCUUGCAAGUGAUGUAAAUGAUGCUCGUAACCAGAUUAAGGCUCUAACACUAAAGAUUGAGAAGCUUCGGAAGCAGCAGGCGAUAGCUGAUGAAGGGCUGCUAGGGGUUGAUGAUGGUUCACCUGGCUCGGAUGCUGCAGCGUCUGCAGCUCGAGCGGAGUUGGAAGCUGCUGAACAAAAACUCAAGGCAGACAUUGACACGCACAAGAUUGCAUACAAGAAAGGGUUCAACGAGCUCAGCGAACUGAAGAAAGAGAUUCAACACAUCCAGAAGAUGCUCGAGAUGGGUCGCAUUAAACUUCAAAAGGAUUUCGAUUUGUGGUAUCAGCGACAGGGAAAGGGGGCGCUGUUGACAGAGACGCUUCUUGCUCAAGCGAAGCCAGAGGGGAACCAGUUUACAGGUAGUCGGAGUCAAAAGUCGGAUUUGUCAAAACCAACCAAAUCGUUAUCACCGGAGCGCCCUGAAAGCGCUUCCCGAAAGCCUCCAGCCUGGAGUGCAGAGGUAAAAGAUCCGAAAAGGUUCUCAUCGUCACAAUCGCUUCGUUCAUCAGUAGCAAGGCAAAGCACAGCAAGGUACGACGUGUUUGUUUUGAGAUAUUUGAUAUUGUCAUGGUUCACGUUGUGA
Molecule: messenger RNA, 2448 nt
Organism: Phytophthora nicotianae INRA-310
Lineage: Eukaryota; Oomycota; Peronosporomycetes; Peronosporales; Peronosporaceae
Exons: 3
Coding region: 1-2448 (815 amino acids)
Biological process (GO): microtubule-based movement; mitotic spindle organization
Molecular function (GO): ATP binding; microtubule motor activity; microtubule binding
Source: RefSeq, a predicted model, not a curated record